GAUUUUACGUCAUCCGUGGGCUCUUCCGCGAUGGGAAUUGACAAUGCUGCGGAUCAUCGCCAACAUGAGCACAGGACCAAAAGAUCUGAAAAUGUUAAUUUCUCUCGACCUGUGAUUAUGGUAAAUCGGGGAGUAUUAGGAUUUUCGCUGCGCAUACAUCGCAUUGUGGCACCGGGCUAUGCCCGAGCACUAACUGAGUUGCACACAUUCAAGUGGCAAAACUGUUUCAAACCUUAUGACCGAGCUCCCAUUGACAAACUCCUAUAUG
Messenger RNA from Acaulospora morrowiae, 268 nucleotides. Lineage: Eukaryota; Fungi; Glomeromycota; Glomeromycetes; Diversisporales; Acaulosporaceae. The record is from the annotation of a GenBank genome assembly.